AUGUCACCGAUGUCACGCCGAAUAAUCGUCCGACUUCUGUCGUCGUCCUCCUUCGCUCCACCAUAUCACGCCGUAACACCUCCACCCAGCGCCUUCCCUGGCCAUCCAAACGGCACCACCGCCCCGCUCGCCGCCGUCCGAUCCUCCCAUGGUACCGUCAAUGAAGGACACAACCGUCAGUGUCGCCAGCGGCAGCCCGCUGCUUCUCUCUCCUUGGCAAAGCUCGGUCGAUGUGGAGCUGCAAUUACGGGUUUAAGAUCGCCAAAUGACAAGGAUAACACACCGACGAUCAUCCCCGUCAUCCUGACUGCCAUCGUCGCUCGGCUAGACGCCGACUUCCGUCGUCCUCCUCCUCCACCGUCUUCAGAUGCCGUCCUCCGUCGAUAUCUGGAUGGAAGCGAUGUCGAAAAUAAAAAUAAUCGACCAUAA
Molecule: messenger RNA, 429 nt
Organism: Striga asiatica
Lineage: Eukaryota; Viridiplantae; Streptophyta; Magnoliopsida; Lamiales; Orobanchaceae
Source: the annotation of a GenBank genome assembly